This is a messenger RNA of Colletotrichum acutatum, 789 nucleotides long. Its product is annotated as ThiJ/PfpI family protein. The record is from RefSeq and is a predicted model, not a curated record. The transcript is spliced from 5 exons. The coding region runs from base 1 to 789 and encodes 262 amino acids. NCBI's taxonomy places the organism in Eukaryota, Fungi, Ascomycota, Sordariomycetes, Glomerellales, Glomerellaceae.
AUGACCAAAGCCCUCAUCAUCAUGGCCGACUACGGCCAUGAUCCCACAGAGGUUGCUGUCCCCUACCAGGCCUUCAAAGAUGCAGGAUUCGACGUAAACUUUGCAACCGAAACGGGCUCAACACCCCGCUGCGAUGCCCGCAUGCUCGAGGGCCUCUCACAGAAGCUUCUUGGCGCCGCGGCCUCCACGAUAAAGCUCUACGAUGCAAUGGUCCUAUCUGCCGAAAUGCAGAACCCCCUGUCCUGGACUUCACCGAGCUUCACGCUCGAUGACUUCGAUAUUGUGCAUAUUCCUGGCGGUCACGACAAGGAAGUAAAGCAGCUCAUGGACUCAACCACCGCGCAGAAGCUGCUGGCCGAUUACUUUCCUCAGACCAAGAAGCCGGGCAAAAAGAUUGUCUCGGCUAUCUGCCACGGCCCGCUGGUGCUCUGCAACACCAUGGGACAGGACGGCAACAGUGUUCUGUAUCACUGCACGACGACAGCCCUCCCCGGAUGCUUCGAGUCGCUGGCGUAUCAUGGAACCAGGCUAUUUCUGGGCGACUACUACAAGACAUACGGUGCGGGCACGGAGAAUGUCGAGGAUUCGAUGCGCAAAGCGGUGAAAGAUCCCAGUCAGUUCAAGAGCAGCUGGAUGCCCAACCGACCCUUCGUUGUGGAAGACACAGAGUACAACUACAUCAGCGCGCGCUUUCCGCCCGAUGCGGCAAAACUAGCCGAAAUGACUGUCAACCUUGCCCAUCUCAUCCACGUUCAAGGCUUUAAGGGUCAAAACCCGACUACGGCAUAA